Molecule: messenger RNA, 692 nt
Organism: Brachypodium distachyon (stiff brome)
Lineage: Eukaryota; Viridiplantae; Streptophyta; Magnoliopsida; Poales; Poaceae
Product: 60S ribosomal protein L30
Exons: 5
Coding region: 142-480 (112 amino acids)
Cellular component (GO): cytosolic large ribosomal subunit
Molecular function (GO): structural constituent of ribosome; RNA binding
Source: RefSeq, a predicted model, not a curated record
GCCCAGGGGUAACCAGGUAAUGUUGUUCAAACAGCCGCACCUAUAUACUCCGUCUCGCUAAACCCUAGCCAGUUCUCCAUUUGCGCCGCCGCCUACACGCAUCACCUUGCUCGUCGUCUCCCGCCGCGGCCGCUCGAAACGAUGGCUCCCACGAAGAAGGCGAAGAAGAGCACGGAGAACAUCAACAACAAGCUGCAGCUGGUGAUGAAGAGCGGCAAGUACACGCUCGGUUACAAGACUGUACUCAAGACGCUGCGCAGCUCCAAGGGGAAGCUGAUUAUCCUUGCAAACAACUGCCCUCCUCUUAGGAAGUCUGAGAUCGAGUACUAUGCUAUGUUGGCAAAAAUUAGUGUCCACCAUUUCCAUGGAAAUAAUGUUGAUCUUGGAACUGCCUGCGGCAAGUACUACCGGGUGUGCUGUCUCAGCAUCAUUGAUCCUGGUGACUCGGACAUCAUCAGCACCACGCCUGGAACCCAGUGAUUAAAUCAAGAGAGAGCUCUGCGUUUUUAGUGGAGUUGUAGGGGUUGAAUCGUGUGUCCUUGUUAUCUUUCCAUCAUGUACUUUUUUCCUAUGUUGAGUUGCAGCUGUCAUAGAGAUAAUACUACUUCAUAUGGUUCUUUGCGAAGAUAUUCUUGUCCUAUCAUUUUAUGAUAAUCCUUAUUUCCAUGGAGCUGGGUAAGUUAUGAUUCUUA